CAGCCGCGGGGCAGGGUAGGCGGAAGCCGCGGAUGUGCGUGCGCUGAGGGGGUGCGGCCGCGCCGGGCGAAGGCGGUGCCGGCACCGCGGCCCGCACGGAUGUGCCUGUUUGAGCACUGUGGUCACGUGCCUUGCAAUCAUCCAGCUUGAAGGACCUAUGAUGACUUUGAAAUUUGGACCAUCUUGGAUUAUCUGAAGCACUCCAUGUAUGAGAUGUCUGCACCCUCUUGAGCUUCCCUCUCUCCCAUUGUGGCACCUUGCACCUCUGGUUAAACCUGUUCUUCAGUUUUGCUUCACAAAGCAAGUUUCUUCAGAAGAGGAAGAAGGGAUUUCACUUCCAGAGAGUGUGCAUUGAUUCCAUGUCACAACAAGACCUGUUGUCCUCAAGUUCUCCACCAGAACAUCUCAUCACAAACCUGCAUGCUCCUUGUGACAACUGCCAUGGGCUGCAAAAGGGGAUGUGACUAGUUCCUGCCCUGCUUGGAGACCGGUGUGUGUGCUUCCAUUUGCUAGUCGAAUGCUGUUCCUUUGCAAGUGCACUAAGAAACAAAUGCAAGCUCGAGGUGGCCUUUCAGGGAAGCCAAUGAUUUAUGCCAGCCAUGUCACUAGCUGAAUGGGUCUCACAACCCUCUGACUCUGUGGGCCUUUGUUAGGAGUCACCCUGGGAUCUGUUGACCUCCAACAUUAAUGUUGAGUGUGCUGUGCUUUAAGGUUUUGAGGAAAAUGCAGAGACGACAUAGCAGCAACACUGACAACGUUCCUCCUGAAAGAAACCGGAGCCAAACAGUCAGUUCCGAGACCAGUGUGGAUGAAAGUGGAGUUUUUGAAAGUCUAAAGGCUGAAGCUUCCUCACCGCAGCAGCUGUUCUCAGGCCUGGCUGGCAUCCCCUCGGGCACCAUCACAGCCACCCCGUUCCAGUCAGGUUUGGUCCUGGGCUCUUCAGCAGGAGGUGGGGAAGUAUUUAUUCAGAUGCCAGCCCCAAGGGAGGAAGGGAGCAGCCGUACAGAGGGAGCCCCGUUCCACCACCGGCAGUCGUCCCAUCAUUUCCACCAUGGCCAUCACCGGGGUUCAUCUCUGCUGCACAUGGCAGGAGGGGACCGCCACGGGCACGCGGAGGAAGGCAGUGAUGAACAAGCUGGAACUCCAGCCCCAGCUCUUUCAGAGUUAAAAGCUGUGAUUGGUUGGCUGCAGAAGGGACUUCCCUUCAUCUUGAUCCUCCUGGCUAAAGUUUGUUUCCAGCACAAGCUUGGGAUUGCUGUGUGCAUUGGGAUGGCCAGCACAUUCGCAUAUGCCAACUCAACACUCCGGGAACAGGUUGCUCUGAAGGAGAAGAGAUCAGUGUUGGUUGUCUUGUGGAUCCUGGCCUUUCUCACUGGAAACACCUUGUACUUGCUUUACACAUUCAGCUCUCAGCAGCUCUACAACAGCCUUAUAUUUCUGAAACCCAACCUCGAGAGGCUGGACUUCUUCGACCUGAUGUGGAUUGUGGGCAUUGCAGACUUUGUACUCAAGUACCUUACCAUUGCACUGAAAUGCCUAAUUGUUGCCCUGCCAAAGAUCAUCCUUGCUGUCAAGUCAAAGGGGAAGUUUUACCUGAUUAUUGAGGAGCUAAGCCAGCUCUUCCGCUCCCUUGUCCCCAUCCAGCUAUGGUAUAAAUACAUCAUGGGAGAUGAUCCAUCCAGCAGCUACUUCCUUGGUGGGAUCCUGAUUAUCCUGUACAGCCUCUGCAAGUCUUUUGACAUCUGUGGUCGUCUGGGAAGUGUCAGGAAGGCACUGAAGGUCCUCUGCACCCCACAGACCUAUGGAGUUCGUGCCACCAGCCAGCACUGCACUGAGGCAGGUGACAUCUGUGCCAUUUGCCAAGCAGAAUUCAGGGAACCUUUGAUCCUGAUGUGCCAGCAUGUGUUCUGUGAAGAAUGCCUCUGCCUCUGGUUUGACCGGGAGAAGACCUGCCCUCUUUGUCGUUCUGUCACGGUAGAAACCCUGCGUUGCUGGAAGGAUGGCACCACCUCUGCUCAUUUCCAGGUGUAUUAAACCAAAUACAUGCCAACAAAUGGAAUAACGUGUGGAGAGAAGACAGAGCUGGAAAAUCUGGUGAUCCCGAGGCACCUAUUUAGUAACCCCUGGAUUUAUCUUAGUCUUUCUUCCAGCUCUGUUUCUCCAGGAGCCAACAGAACAACAAUUGUUACUAUCCAAAAACUUUAUCCUUGGAUGCAAGGAGGAGGUGGUUUAUGUUAUGGCAAACUCCAUGGCUAAGCUACAGCCAAGAUUUUGUCUUGAACUUACAUGGUUGUAAACUGCCUGGGAUGUUUCCUUUAUUUCUCUCCUUUUAGUAUAGCUAAAUAUUGCAUGUAUAAGGCAAGAGUACUGUGAAUUGCAUGUGUUUAACCGAUACACUGGGAAAAAGCUGUCCUCCUCUGGCUCAAACCACUGUGAGAUUUUUCAUGUUAAAUGGCCCUUGCUUCUCUGAAUCUGUAACCUCAUAGAAUUAUGCUGUUGCUGUUACGCUUCCCUUGAGAACUCCUCCAAAACAGUGCUUCAGAACCUCCUGCCCCAACUUGAUUUCGAGUUGGAGAGAUGUCCUCUCCCAGCAGCCGUGUUUUGGAAUUGAUUCCACAAAUGGCAUGGGUUGGAAAUCUCAAGGAACUUGGGAAAGACCAUGCCAGUGACACUGGAAAUGACACUUGCUUUUCUAGGGAAUGUUUUUCCUCUUUAAUUUUCAUGAUCAGACUGUCUGAUUUCUUAGCAUAUGGGGAGAAGAGUGGGAGGCAGAGAGAGGCUAAAGUCAAGCUUGAUUUGUCAGGUGAAAAGUCAAGGUCCUGAUCAAGAGCAUCUCACAGAUUCACUUCUCUCUGCAACAUGCUCCUCAGAGCAGCCCCUGAGGAAGGCUCAGUGGCUUCAUCCAGAGCCUGCCUGGGUCCAAACCCAGGAAACACGUGAGUCUACACAGCACCACUGGUACCACAAGCACUGGGGCAUCAGGGUGCAGGGCUCCAGGGAGGCUGGGCUCCUGAGGCUGCCUGCCCUGAGAGAGGGCAGAAUUACACAGCAGCUUCAGGAGCCAGCCUGGGUUCAACUCAAGCUGGAUAAUCCACCUGAGGUGGUGGAGAGGAAAAGCUCUUUGAGGAGACACCUUGUGCUGUUAACAGGAGAAUGACCACACUUCAUGUCACUGAGUUCCCACCUCUGCUGGGGGUGCUGCAGCGGCACUUGCACACAGAUGGAUCUUGCUGUUUGUGGGAUGGAGCUUUCUCUUUCACUAAACAACCAUUGCUUUGUGCUGCAUGCCCAGAGAAAGCUCCUCAUUAGGCAACUGUGGCAUCUUCCCUGCUCAUUGCUAUGGAAAUGGCUGUAAGCUUACAAUCCACUUGAGUGGAUCAUCAGGAAGAGCUGUACCUGGGGGAAAUGAGCCUCUGUGUGUGUACUGGCUGCAGCCUUCCCCUCCUGCUGUGAAACUCCCCAGGGAGAAGAAUUAAAGCAAACAGGAGCUAAUGGUAACAGGAUUAGGGCUCACCAUUUCUUUGGAAAUAGUGGUUCAGUACAGCCAGAGGAGAAACAGGAGAGGCUGAGUGGGGAAGAUAGUCCAGUUCUGGCUUGAGAGGUUCUGGGAAUUAGAGGAGGAAAAGCUUCACGUGCCAAAACAAAGUGAGUUGAUUCUUGUCAAGUGGAUCCCAUGAAAGUGGGGAAUCAAGCCAAGGAAUCCAGUGGCCAUCUCCAAUGGGAAUAGCCUUUUUGGCACAGGAAAGAAAGUUCAGGCAGGAAGGAAGCAAGGUUUUCAGUGGGCACAGAAAUGUUGUGUACGAUAGUGUGGUGGUGUGGUACAGUCACUUGGAAAAGGGAAAUGACUGGUUCUGUAGGAAGGGAUUUACAGAAGGUUUCAGCACCAGCUUGCAGGGCAAUGCCCAUUCGUUACAGAGUUCGUGAUACCUGCCCUGAAAGUGUUUGAAAAGCCACUUCUAAUUCUGAUCUUUUUCCUACAUGCUCCUGGAAAUUGUAUUUGGAGGAGUGUAUGGAAAGGUCGAUACGAGCCUGACAUGACAGAUAGCAGUUGAUCCCAUUUCCAAUGGAUUUUGUUUCCAUUUGGUGAUAAUGAAGGCGAUCAAAGGGACAGGUGAGGAACAGCUUUUGCAUUCCUACAGUCUUUUUUUUAUGUUACUGAAUGUUCUUUACCAGUUGGCAGCAGAGUUGCUCUUCACAUACCUCAGUGACAAGGUGGAGCACUGCGAUCCGAUGGGAGGCCUCCCACUGACCAGGUUCGGGUGCUGGGCCACCCAGUGCUCCACUUCUCUAAAGUGAAUUAAGGUGAAUUAGUGCUAAAUAGAAGGUGGAAUUUUAUAUGGUGGAUAUUUAUUCUACUGGAAGCAUUACAAAGAUCACCUUAAUUCCUGCAAGAUGAAGAAUUUACCACAGACCACUAUUAUAGAGCUGUUAAAUUAAACCAACCCCCUUCAGCCCCUGUUCUGGGGAGGAAACAGCCCAGUGCUGCUGCCAGUGUGUUACGUGGUGGCUUUGGGAGGCUGGAUGCUUCCACCCUCAGAUAGGACAUUGGGAUCAGAGAACAUACAGGGGAAGCUUCAGCUCUAGCGACAGCUGACGAGAAACCACAGUGGAGUUCCAUGGCUGUGGAAAGAAAUUAUUCUCUCCAAUUUCAGAGAGGAAAUGAAAACCCGGAGCCUUUUUCACCAUUGAACAGUCAUUUUUCUUUUUUUUUUUAAUAAAGUCAUUAUAAAUAUGUA
Messenger RNA from Strigops habroptila (Kakapo), 4736 nucleotides. It is a transcript of the gene RNFT2, whose product is annotated as ring finger protein, transmembrane 2. The coding region runs from base 688 to 2034 and encodes 448 amino acids. Gene Ontology annotation, molecular function: ubiquitin protein ligase activity. NCBI's taxonomy places the organism in Eukaryota, Metazoa, Chordata, Aves, Psittaciformes, Psittacidae. The transcript has 11 exons. The record is from RefSeq and is a predicted model, not a curated record. Gene Ontology annotation, biological process: positive regulation of ERAD pathway.